CGUUUGCUUAAAAAAAAAAAAAAAAAAAAACGUAUCAUCAUAGAUAAAAAUAGACAGACAGACGAAGUAUUAUAAAUAAAUGAUAAUUCCGUUUGCUUAAAUUCAAAAUCCAUCGGUUUCAUUUCCUUUUGUCCAAAUCGCAGGUUUAAUUCACUGGUAUCUCUUCAUUAUUUGCUUCCAUGGCGGCUUCUUCGGAUUCUAUCAAUCCUCGAGAUGUUUGUGUCGUGGGUGUUGCACGCACACCAAUGGGUGGUUUUCUUGGUUCACUUUCAUCUCUUUCAGCUACAAAGCUCGGCUCUAUAGCUAUUCAGUCUGCUCUUAAAAGAGCAAAUGUUGAUCCAUCACUCGUGCAAGAGGUCUUCUUUGGCAAUGUUCUUAGUGCUAAUUUAGGACAAGCUCCUGCAAGGCAGGCUGCUUUAGGUGCGGGUAUUCCUAAUUCAGUGAAUUGCACCACAAUUAAUAAAGUUUGUUCUUCGGGGAUGAAAGCAACUAUGAUUGCUGCACUAAGUAUCCAAGCGGGUAUUAAUGAUAUUGUUGUGGUUGGUGGGAUGGAAAGCAUGUCCAAAGCACCUAAGUAUCUUGCAGAAGCAAGAAAGGGUUCUCGACUAGGACAUGAUACCAUCAUUGACGGCAUGCUCAAAGAUGGUCUGUGGGAUGUAUAUAAUGACUUUGGAAUGGGAGUUUGUGCAGAAAUUUGUGCUGACCAACAUAAAAUUACAAGAGAAGAGCAGGAUUCUUAUGCUGUACGGAGCUUUGAGCGUGGAAUUUCUGCACAAAAUGGUGGUUUUUUUUCGUGGGAAAUAGUUCCGGUUGAAGUUCCUGGGGGAAGAGGGAAACCUGCCACUAUCAUUAAUAAGGAUGAAGGUUUAGGAACGUUUGAUGCUGCAAAAUUGAGGAAGCUUAGACCAAGUUUCAAGGAGAAUGGUUCUGUUACAGCUGGAAAUGCGUCUAUCAUAAGUGAUGGUGCAGCUGCAUUAGUGCUGGUGAGUGGGGAAAAAGCCAUUAAGCUUGGUUUGCAAGUGAUUGCUAGGAUAAGAGGAUAUGCUGAUGCUGCCCAGGCCCCUGAGUUGUUUCCAACUGCACCAGCCCUUGCAAUACCAAAAGCUAUUUCAAAUGCUGGUUUGAAGACUUCCCAGAUUGAUUACUACGAAAUAAAUGAAGCAUUUUCUGUCGUGGCUCUUGCCAAUCAAAAGCUUCUUAAUCUUAAACCAGAAAAAGUAAAUGUUCAUGGUGGAGCAGUAUCUUUGGGACAUCCAUUAGGAUGCAGUGGGGCACGCAUCUUGGUCACAUUGUUAGGGGUGCUUAGACAUAAAAAUGGUAAGUAUGGGGUUGCUGCCAUCUGCAAUGGAGGAGGGGGGGCAUCUGCCCUUGUUCUUGAGCUCAUGUCAAAUCCGACGGUGCGACGGUCUUCGUUAUGAACAAAGUUGUUACUCUUACUCCUACAUCAACAGCAUAUACUUUUGUGCAAUUGUGAUUUACUUUUUGCAUGUUCCGUUACUUGAAUAAAGGAAGAUGUAUAAUAAUAUAUUAAUAAGCUCUGAUUUAUCUCUUAAGGUAAGCUUUUAUAAUUUUGUUUGGCGAUCUGGAUAAUGUCAGUAUUUAUUACCUGAUAUUGUGGAUAGCAGGCUGACUGAAAAGGAACGGUGUUAUAUGAAAAUAGCCAAUGCAAUGCAACUUGUCAGAAGGUUUGCUUGAA
Molecule: messenger RNA, 1696 nt
Organism: Jatropha curcas
Lineage: Eukaryota; Viridiplantae; Streptophyta; Magnoliopsida; Malpighiales; Euphorbiaceae
Gene: AACT1
Product: Thiolase family protein
Biological process (GO): fatty acid beta-oxidation
Cellular component (GO): mitochondrion
Molecular function (GO): acetyl-CoA C-acetyltransferase activity
Source: RefSeq, a predicted model, not a curated record